AUGGUGGGAGUGUGUGGGAGUGGAAGAUGCUUACCUCAUAAGGCUUGGGAGCAAAAUGAGAGAUUAAGAAACUGCAGUCCCAAUACCAUUGGUAAAUGUGCACAGAUUCUGAAAGCAGUGGUGUGGACCAGAGAAGCAUGGCUUCAGCCGAGGACAAGGGAAUCAGAAACAGCCUCAUCCACAGACCCCACCACAGACUCCAACAGCCUCCAGAGAGCAAUUGCCUGCCAGUCCUGGGGACCACACAAAGCACCGUGUUCUCCUCACGAUGCCUCCUCCACUUCUCUGGUUCACUCACCUCGCUGCUCCCUGUUGCUGGUACUGUUCCUUGACCUAACAGGAGCCUCUGAGCAGAGCAAUGGGAGUGAACAGCAGCAGGUGCUACAACCCGAGGGCCCAAUGCUGGUGGCAGAAGGUGACACCCUCUUACUGAGGUGUAUGGUGGUGAGCUCUUGCAUUGAUGAUAUGAUAAAAUGGGUCAAGGUGAACAGUCAGGACCAACAGGAAAUUUAUAACUUCAAACAUGGCAUUUUUCCUGGGGUGAUGCCUAUGAUCCAGAGGACAUUAGAGCCCCUGAACUGUGAUUAUUCCAUCUACAUCCACAAUGUCACUAAGGAGCAUGCUGGAACCUACCACUGCCUGUGUGAGUUCUCAGAAGAUAAGCUGGAUAAAGGCACCUCUGUGUUUGUGAAGGGAGCUGGAGACUCCAGGCUAGACCUCUGGAUUAUCCAACCCCAGGAGCUGGUGCUGGUGAUCGUUGGUGACACUGUCCUCCUAAACUGCACAGUGCUUGGAUAUGGUCCCCCUGGCCCCAUCAGGUGGUUCCGAGGGACUGGUCUGAGCCGAGAGGCCAUUUACAAUUUUGAAGGCAUCUCCCACCCCAAUGUCACAGCAGUGCGCGGCUCCAACAAUGACUUCAGUAUUCUUCUCCAUGGUGUCUCCAUUGAGGAUGCAGGCACCUACUACUGUGUAAAAUUUCAUAGGAAACCCAACAUUCAAUAUCUGUCUGGACAGGGCAGCAGGCUGAGAGUAAAAGGUGAGACAAGUUGCUUAGGAAGUAUCAGGGGCAGGUGACCCAUAAGGAAUUCUGACCAUGUCCCAGACAAGCAAGUUCUUCUCAGUCUCCAUGUCUUUACAUAAGUUCCUUCUAUCUAGAAUGUUUUCUCCUUUUCUCUGGAGAACCCCUACUCAUCCUUCAAGGCCCAGCACAAAUGACUCCUCCUUUGUGUAAUAUUUUCCUCUUCCAUACAGAGUUAACUUCUCCCCAUUCUGUUUUCCAACAAACAUUCAAGUUUUCAAGAAAUAUCUGUUUCAUGGCUGUUGAUUGCCUUGCAUGUAGUAAGUUCUGGAGACACAGUGAUGAAUCAGGCUUUGGCUGUACCCCAGAGAUGCUCAGGCAGAAGGCCUGACUACUUCUUUAUAGUUACAGGAUUUGACUUCUAGCCCCCACCAGGCAGAAACUACUUGGCUUCUCUCAGGAACCCAUGAUAUCAGCACAGGGCCUCAGAAAGUGGCAAGUGGCAGGACAGAAAGGCCUCCUGUCUGUGUUCACACCUGUGGUCCUGGGGCUGAAGACAGUGACCUUGGCUAUACUCCUACUGGCCCUGUCUGCCUGCCAGAGAAGUUCUGGAUGAGAAGACUUCUAGACCUCAGCCUCAGAAAGCUGUGCACAGAUUAGAAUGGACAAGAGGCAAGAGUAAAGUGUCAGCCUAUUUGUAGAUCCUCUUGAGAGAGGAGACCACUCCUCCAUAUGGAAUUGGGCAACUAUGAGUUAACUGUGUUAUUAGGCAACUAUGAGUUAAAUAGGUAACUAUGCUGUUUGUAGAAUGUACCUGAGCAGCCAUGACAACUUCUGUAAUCUGUCAUCAAAUCUGUUAGAGAGUCCUGCCAGAACUCUUUGUUUUCCCCCUUUCCACUGCUCUGCUUUGUGCAAAUCCUGCUUGCUAUAUUCCCAGGGAAACUCCAAUGGAAUUAAGCUUUGUAGAUGUAAAUAGAGGUAUAUAAGGAAGUGCAAACUUCUAUUUGAGGCUCUCAAGACUGACAGGAGUCACUUGUUGAGCUACUGACAUCAUUAAAAGCCAAUUUUUGCUCCUA
Messenger RNA from Heterocephalus glaber (naked mole-rat), 2094 nucleotides. The record is from RefSeq and is a predicted model, not a curated record. Lineage: Eukaryota; Metazoa; Chordata; Mammalia; Rodentia; Bathyergidae.